AUGGUGUACCUGUGGAAGCCGCAGCAGGUUCUGGCUGUGCUGGUGUUGAUGAUGUUGAUGUUCACUGUGUUUUCAGACUAUGGGCCACUCAGAUAUCUUUUCUUCGGCCUGUCUCUGUUGAUCUACAUCACUAUAAUCUCUGCUAAUGCUGUCAUUGUUCUGUCAGUCUGCCUGGAGACCUCUCUACAUCAGCCCAUGUAUAUUUUCAUCUGCUCUUUGUGUUUAAACUCUCUGUACGGCUCAACCGGCUUCUUCCCCAGGUUCCUGAUGGACCUUCUGUCUGACACUCAUUUCAUUUCACGUCCAUUCUGUUUCAUUCAGGUGUACAUUAUGUACACUUAUCUAGGAGAUGAGUUGAAUAUUCUCACUGUCAUGGCCUAUGAUAGGUUUGUUGCUAUUUGCCAGCCUUUACAAUAUCACAGUAAAAUGACAUUUAGGAUGGUGCUACUUCUUUUGACACUUGCUGUGUUGCACCCUGUGUGUAUUUUAGGCUACUUUGUCUAUCAGGCCAGCAGUUUGCCUUUGUGUGGAAAUAGCAUGAACAGGGUUGCUUGCAACACCUGGUCUAUAAUUGAGCUCUCCUGUGUGGACACAACUGUGAUCAGCAUAGCAAGUCAGAUUUUUGCUAUAAUAUCAAUGUUCAUCCCCCUGUUCUUUGUCCUGUACACCUACCUGCGCAUUCUUCUUGUCUGCAGGAGAAGUUCAUCUGAAUUCAGAGGAAAGGCCUUACAGACCUGCCUACCUCACAUAGUGACUUUUGGGAACUUUUGCAUCUCUUUAUUCUGUGAGUUUUCACUGAGUUGGUAUAAUGUUGAUGGACUAACUACAUUUGCUACUGUUUUAUCUCUGGAGUUUCUGAUCAUUCCUCCCAUCAUUAACCCUCUAGUUUAUGGCCUGAAUCUGCCUCAGAUCAGAAGGGUGAUUUUUGCAUUUCUAAGGGCAGGAAAAAGGCUUCAUCUUCCAUAA
Monopterus albus (swamp eel) is the source of this 966-nucleotide messenger RNA. Its product is annotated as olfactory receptor 10A3-like. NCBI's taxonomy places the organism in Eukaryota, Metazoa, Chordata, Actinopteri, Synbranchiformes, Synbranchidae. The transcript has 2 exons. Gene Ontology annotation, cellular component: membrane. Gene Ontology annotation, biological process: detection of chemical stimulus involved in sensory perception of smell; G protein-coupled receptor signaling pathway. Bases 1 to 966 code for a protein of 321 amino acids. Gene Ontology annotation, molecular function: G protein-coupled receptor activity; odorant binding; olfactory receptor activity. The record is from RefSeq and is a predicted model, not a curated record.